Ricinus communis (castor bean) is the source of this 1105-nucleotide messenger RNA. RefSeq names its product red chlorophyll catabolite reductase, chloroplastic. The record is from RefSeq and is a predicted model, not a curated record. Lineage: Eukaryota; Viridiplantae; Streptophyta; Magnoliopsida; Malpighiales; Euphorbiaceae. Gene Ontology annotation, molecular function: red chlorophyll catabolite reductase activity. Gene Ontology annotation, biological process: chlorophyll catabolic process. Bases 37 to 978 code for a protein of 313 amino acids. The transcript is spliced from 2 exons. Gene Ontology annotation, cellular component: chloroplast.
GUGAGAUUGUCCUGUACCAUUAUUGUUCAGAUAUAAAUGGCUAUCAGCUUUUGUCAUGUCUCACACUUUCCGUUCACUGCAAAACCUUCUCUUCCAUUAAAAUCAUCAAGAUCACCCUUCUUUGCUGCUUCAUCUUCAUCAUCCAUAAUGGAGUUGCACAAUCAAGGACGUUCAAGAUUCUUAGAAUUCCCAUUUGUCUCUGUCCCGCAGAGAGAACUAAUGGUUGAUUUACUAUCCGCAGUAGAAAACCGCCUUGGGUCGCAGCUACUUCCUUGUACUCUCCCGCCUGACGUACAGUACUGCCGGAACCAAAGUGGGAACGCACAAGCUGCUUUUCAUAUUAGAUCCGCUAAUCAAAACUCCCCUGUGGAUUUCAUACUGGGGAGUUGGCUACAUUGCAAAUUACCAACUGGUGCAGCAUUGAACAUCACAAGCCUUUCAGCCUACUUGAACCUUUCAACUGAUGCACCAAACUUCCUGAUUGAGCUCAUCCAGAGUAGUCCAACGUCAUUAGUCUUAAUUAUUGAUUUGCCUCCACGAAAGGACCUUGUCCUUUAUCCGGACUACCUCCAAACUUUCUAUGAGAACUCUCAGUUGGAGGCGCACAGGCAGACGCUUCAGAAACUCAAAGAGGUUCAACCUUAUGUCACUUCAUCUCUUUAUCUUCGUAGCUUCCUCUCGCCAACAGCCAUUAUGAUUCUUGUAGAAACUGAGGCAGGUGAAUCAGGUCGAAUGGAGGAGAUUAUAAAAGAUCAAGUCGGUCCAGUUGCAAAAGCAGUUUUUGGGGUUUGGUUGGAUAAAUGUGCUUGUGGAGGGAGAGAGGUGGAAGAGGAGGAGAAAGCUUAUUUGAAGAAGAGGGAUGAGCUUGUUAAGAAGAAAAUCAUUGAGAUUGAUUUAGCUUCCAACUUUCCAAGGAUGUUCGGGCCAGAACUAGCAGAUAGAAUAUUGGGAGCUAUACAAAAAAUUUAUAAUGUAUAAAUUUCAGUCACCUAAACUUACCUGUAAUUAUUGAGUAGGUGAUAUCAAAACUUUGUUGACACAUGAUGGUUCCUGCCCUGAACAAAUAGGAAAGAUAAAUGAAAUAAGUGAGGAUUUCAGAUGUCUA